AUAGUUUCGCAUUUCGCCAUUACUGGAGGUGAAGGCACUCAUUCAGUAAGUUGACUGGGUGGGUGCAUAAUGUCCCGAACAAAUGAUGCUGGAGGCUACAGCCAAAGUUAUAAGCUGGUUGUAGUAGGUGGAGGAGGCGUUGGAAAAAGUGCCUUAACCAUUCAGUUUAUUCAGUCUUACUUUGUGACGGACUAUGACCCCACCAUUGAAGAUUCUUACACAAAGCAAUGUGUCAUUGAUGAGGUUGUUGCCAGAUUGGACAUUCUGGACACGGCCGGGCAGGAGGAGUUCAGUGCCAUGAGAGAGCAGUACAUGAGGUCUGGAGAAGGAUUUUUACUGGUCUACUCUGUCACAGACAGAAACAGCUUUGAAGAGAUCUUCAAAUUCCACAAACAGAUUCUGCGAGUGAAAGACCGAGAUGAAUUUCCUAUGUUACUGGUGGCCAACAAAUCAGACUUGGAAAAUCAGCGCAUGGUGAAUACCAUAGAAGGACAAGAGCUAGCAAAGAGUUUGAAGAUUCGUUACAUUGAAGCCAGCGCCAAGACGAGAACAAAUGUGGACCAAGCUUUUUAUGACCUGGUGCGAAUUGUCAGGAAAUUCCAGGCAGAAGAAAGGCCUCCUCAAAAACCAGAAACCAGGAAAAAACCACGAAGGUGCAACAUUCUGUGACAUAAAGCAAGAAACAGCUCUGCAUACCUGUGUGGAAUCUGGUCACUGGGUUAACCACCAGACAGCACCUGUUCUUUUCCUGCUGCUCUGACGCCGCAGUUUGUCUUCUGGCUCUAUUGUGUCAGUGCUGCCAUCCAGUGCUACUUCAGUGUCAGUGGAUGCAGUCGGUUGUCAGAUGCUACACCAGUUACAUAUCCUGUCAGAGUGUGUGAACUAUUGUGUCGUCAGAACAGAUGGAAGAGGACUGCAUCAUCAUAAUUGUUGUCAUUCUACGGAGUGUACAAUGUCAUCAAUGUCUACUGUGAUAGUGAAAAGGGACAUGACUUUACAGAAACCAUCAAAAUCUUUCUUGCUGGAUCUUGAUGAGAAAUGUGAGGGUAGGUGGAAUCACAGUAUGUGGAGACUGCUAGAUUCCACUGUUCUGACUGCAGCAAGUGAGAUGCACCUCCCUAGCACUUCCAUUAGAUAAGACUCCCCUUUAGCCAUAAACACAAUACUUUCUCUUACAUACAGACUGCUUCUUAAUCUAAAACACAGUUGCAGGGAUUUUGAAAACAACAGCCAAGACAUUUUCCUCAUUCAUUUCAUUCUUGGACUGUACAGACAAGGAACAGGAUAUGAUGACCAGGAAAAGGACUGCUGUGUUUGUGGGGUGGGGGAUAGGGGAAAAAUACUACUUGCAUGUUAGGUUUGAAUGUUAGCCAUAUUUGCUAUGAGAGAUUGUGGCAUGAAAGCUUUCAGAGAGAUUGAAUGGAAAUUUUGGAAUAUUGGUAUUUUCCAAGCUUGAAGUGAUGUGAACUGGAGAAUGCGAGCUCUCUUGCAAGAUAGGGUAAGAUCUGGCUUGCUUUGUGAGUAAAAGUGUGGAUGUGUGUGAAUGAGGCCGAGAGCUUGUGUGCAUGUGUAGAUUAUUUAUGGCUGUAUGUAUGCCGUGUUUUGUUUUUGUAUAUUUUAUUCUUGCACCGUGUGCUUUUACAACAGUCUUAUUUGCAGCUCUGCAUCAUAUGACUUAACUUUAUAAAAUGAAGAUGUUUUUGCACAUUUUGUAAUGGUUAAUGGUGUUACUGUAAGUAGAAAAGAAACAUUUACUUGUCAGAAUGCAGCCUGGAGUAUCUGUUGAUGGUGUCUUUUAUGAUUAGAGAAGGCAGCAAAUGGGUUAAUAGCCAAUACUUGUUUAGACUGGGGUGAGGAUAAGAACAAGAAGUAUGAGGGUUAACUGGUCAGGUGAACAGAUGUUCUCCACCCACUAGUAAUUUAUUUUUACCUUGUACAUACACAACACUCAAUGCAGGUUUCUUUAGCUACAGGAAGAUUUAGAAAAGGGUUCAGUUAGAAGACUGUGUGCCUGUUGUUGACAGCUGUACAACCCACUAUAAAAAACCUCUAGGAUGUGUGAAUACUUGAGCAAGUGUUGCUUCUUCCAGCAAGCUUAUUUAUAAUUAUUUCCCCUUUCAUUUAUGACUGUUAGCUCAUGAAACCACUUGCCUGUUCUUUAUGUUACAAACAACUCACUAGAAAUGCAAGGCCUUCAGAACUAGAUUCUGAAUUCAUUCUGUAUUGUUUAUGAAGCAACACAUCUGUAUUGGACUUUACUUCACAUUUGAAUUUUUUAAUUUAUUAGCUGUGCAUAGUGGGAGUACAUAGACUGAAGUACAGAUAAAGUUACAGUUUUCUUCUUUUGCUAUUUGGUAUAGCACUUUGCUUAGAUCUCUGCAUUUUCACUGGGUUUCUCUCUCUCUCUUUCUUUUUUUUAUUUUUUAUUUGAUGGGGAAGGGGUUAAUAGGAGUUGGUGUUUGGGCUCUUUUUAUAGCUGAUACAACAGUUCAAUCUUUUCUAGCAUAUUAAAUCAUUCUCGACAGUUUUUUUUUUUAACACAUUAUAAGUUUUAUGGGGCAUACAGUUAGCUUGAUACUCUUACCUGGUAGGUCUCAUCUUGUAGGAUCAAGUACAAAUUCCUUGUUCUAAAAAAAUGAGUCAUUUGCUUAGCUUACCUGGGUGUUUUCUCUAGUUUAGGAUUUUGUUAUAGCAGAAGAUAACUUUGCAGGUGAUCCAAUAUUAUCAAACCAAACCAUUUGUUCUCUCCCUUUCUACAGCUUCUGCUUUCCUCACUCAAUAUGGUUACCUUUGUCGUAGGACAGACUGCUUUGUCACCAGGAUAAAUUUUUGGAAGAAAACGCCUCUUGUCUGCUGCUAACAGUCUAUUAUUUUACAACCUCAGUCUAUUAUCCUUCAACAUUUGCUUGACAUGAAGGCUUUGCUUAGUGUUGGCUGGGCCUAUGUGUUGUUAUUUCUUGAGGUGCAAUGCAACAGACUGACGAAUGAGAGUUGCUAGAAACUUGCCCCACUUUGUCAUGUAAGGAUUGGUAGGGACUUGCCCAGAUUGUCAUAUAAGAAAUGUUAGCAUGUGGUACAUUGCAUGCUGACGACUGCCAGCCACAAGACUGUAGGGUCAGUGUAGUUUUGGCAGAUGUCUGUUUUACAAUCAGUUGUUUGCAGGUGUCUUACAUGUUAACUACAUAAAUGUUGUUGUUAUUUUUGUGAAAAUCCUGUUUCAAGAUGUCUAUUUUUGCUGGUUUCCUUUUUGUUUGUAAUGGAGUGCUUUUACUGCCCCACGUGUACACUUCGUAUCAUUGCCAGUCUUCAGCUUUCAUAACUCUCACUUUUCUCCAAGCUGCUUUAAGCUUUUUUUCAACUGAAUGUGUUAUGUUCUUAAAUUGUGAUAACAUUUUGCAUAUGUAUUGUCUAAGACAAACAUAAGGGUAUAAUUCCUGGGAAUUUAGAAAUGGAGAUGAGAGGAUGAAAUUGUGUUAACAUGCAUUUUUUUCUUUUCUGACGUCUUUAUCAUGAAAACAGAGCAUUUGCUGAUAUAAAGUUGAUUCAAACUUUGCCAAAUAAACUGUUAUUUUUCUGGUGAGAUGAGAAUUGUGUAGAACAAAAGUGUUUUUACUUCAGCUUUCUUGAUUGAUGCAAUUUUCUUUUUCCAUCUCCUGACGUAUAUAAGCCAUGCAGUUGUACUGUAUCAAGUGUGUGGUCCUCAUGAAGAGAGUGUGUAAACUGAGCCUUAAAGUUGAUAGUGUUUUGGCUUCCCAUCUGACCAGGCUAGGAUCACAAGAUGUUUUGAUGAUGGAGUUGAUUUGAAUCUGAAAAGACAUAGCUAUAUCUGUUGUUAUUUGUUGAUAUAAAUAUUACAUCUGUACAUGCAGACUAUGAAAAUGGGACAGGCAUCUGUCAUAUCUGAAAACACAAAUGACACCAAGGGUUAGGUAACCAGUUUUGUUCGCAUUUUCCAUUAUUGAGUACAAAUCUGAGAUCUGUCACUGAAAUCUGUGAUCUUCCAAGUAAACCAUACAGCUUUUACAUCAUCAAAAUGCUGUGGGCCUACUGUCUGAAGAUUGAAGUAUAGGAAAUCUCCAUCAUUUUGUAGCCAUAAUUUUAAGUCAUUAUAUUUUUCAGAUAUUCAGGCCAGACUUGUCAAAGAUCCACUUGCCACAUUGUCAUGAUAUAAAAGUGGAAAAAUAGACUACACAAGUGGAGAGAAACUGGAUAGGAACAAAGGAACUCAGGUUCACUGCUGAAAUGCUUGAAUAAUCUAACUGCUAGAGGAUGACAAAGUCCUCCAUAACACUCUAGUUGAUUGACAUUCACAUUGGUGCUACCUGCCUGAUGAGUGAUUAUGCUUAGCAGUCAUAUCCAGAUCAGGAAAUAAAUCAUAGCAAUGCUGUCAUAAGUAUUUGCCAGGAAAUUGACAAUAACUGUUGUCUUCGUCGUCAUUAAACCGACCAAGAAGUCAGCAGUCAUAAAGUCAUCCAAAAGUGUCUGCUUGCUCCUUAUUUUGGCUUCUUUAACGGAGUUAAAUUAUUCUUUGACAAUUUCAAAGCAAAGCUGUAUUUGUGGGGAAAAUAGUGUUCAAUGUAAUCUGAAGUAACUUUUGAAAGAUCACAAUUUUUAUACCAGAUCUCAGACUUGCAUGAGGAUAGUUUUGAUGAUGUGCAACCAGUUCCAUUCUUAACUGUAUAAAAUCUCCAUGAAAAACACAAGCAGAUCAGACAAUUCAUCCUCAGAAUAUUGCAAGUUGUGUUUUAUAAAUUAGUCCAGCCGACAAAUACAGCAAUGCAGAACUUGUACCGAGGAUAAGAGACUUUGGAGAUUGUACAGUCUGCCCCAAAUCAUAAAUAUCUGCUUGUGAUUAUCACAAACACUCUGGACCCACCUCACAAUUAUAGUGCCAUGUGACCGUGGGUCCUUAACAGCACUCAAAAAUCACAGAAAAUAGCAAAUGUCUAGUAUCUUAAUGUCAACCAACAACUAUUAACCGUUUGUGUGUGUGUGUGUGUGAGAGAGUUUGAGACUGUGUGUGUGUGAGAGUUUGUGGGGGGUUUGUGAAAGAGAAAGAGGGAGAGAUUGAGAUUGUGUGUGUGAGGGAAUGUGUGUGAGAGAGAGAAAGGGAGUGUGAGAGAGAGGGAGGGAAAUAGUUUGAGGGGGGAAACAUAGUGUUGUGUAGCCUGAUGUAAAACAAAACAUGGUGUAUGAGAGUGCACUGCUUGCUUCACACAUACUGAGCUUAGUCUUUCCAGCAAACUUGAAUGUCAGUGUUUGCAUGGCAUUGUUUCCUCUCUUCCAUUCCUAAAUGUAUUUUUCAGAUCCUAUGUAUAUUUGUUUGGCUGCCUCUUGCUGGCCAAAGGCUCCUUUGAGUCUGUCAGCCAUACGACAGUUGGUGCCCAACUUGCUUGUUCUUGUGUUUCGCAAGAUGCUAGAGAGUUGUCAUGAUUUGGUGCAGUUAAGGAAUAAGCUUUAUGAAUGAAUGUUUUUAAGGAAUGUAAAUUAUAUAGCAGCUGAUUACUAAGAAUGUUGCUACUAAAAAGAACAUUUUCUGAAAUACAAGUUUUUUUACUCAUACUUCACAGUGGACAGAAUAAAUCAGAAAUACACUUCAUGGCUGGACAAAAAGCUCAAAAUGCCCCCAGAUGAAAGUGUCAUUUAAACAUGACAGUGCUGAUUAUAAGAUUUCUUGGAAGUAAAAUCAAGGGAGAAAAGAGUUCACAUCCUAACUCGAGUGACAACUAGAGAGCAGGAAAACAGUGAGCCUUAAAUCUGCAGUUGUUCACGUUUACCUACUAUCUGAUCUUCACCACGAAGCUUGAUGCACACAUUUUCAGGUUGAUGUGGCCUGGUGAGGUCCUACUGAAUUAAUCCACAUCAGUUAAGUCUUACUGAUGCUAACAUUUCAGCACUUUACACUAGGCAUGUUCUAAAGUGAUGCAUUCUCAAGAAAUAAAGGAGUCAGGUUAUUGAUGAAUAUGACACUGAAUGUUAUGCAAUAUUAGUUUUUAAACCAUCCAGUAAAUACAAUCUUGUGAUGGCUAUCAUGUUUGCAGUUCUUUUUUUUUCGGGGGGUGGUAAAUUAUAUGAAGUAAAACUACCAAGAAAAAUGUUGUCUUCAUUCUGACUUGCAAUUUGAAAGUUCUGUACAAUUUUGUUGUUGUUGUAGCUGCUAGGAUUGGGUGUUAUGUUCACUGAACAAAGAUCAGUCUGUUUAGAGUCUUGUCAGCAAAGAGUAGGAAUCUUUCCCUUUCUUGUCACAACACCACAGGGUACGACUUGUGUGCUCUCUCUUCCUCAUUUUGAUAUGAAAUUAAAAAAGGUGUCAUGUUCAUUUAUAUUGCCUCCCAUAUAUUUUAUUCAUCUUUUUAUAUAAGUCCAUAUGAUAGGCCAUAUAAAUGCACUUAUAUCAAGCUUUUUUAUGUACGUGUGUGGUCCAUGUGUAUGUAUAUAAUUAUGCAUCUGAACCACAUUACAUCCUAAAACAUCAGGUUUAUCUGCCCAUAUCAGGUAUUGGUGUUGUCAGAAAUGCUACAUUGUCAAAUACUUUCAAAUUUAAAAGACAACAGAGCAUUAGUCAAAGAAAAAUCUCCAUCCUGCUCAUCUAACAUAUUAUUUAAUUCUUUUGCUGCAAGGCUAAAAUGAUUUAAAGAUUUAGCAGAAUAACAUUUAUUUUCCUAAAACUUAACAGCCUGUGUACAUAUACAUUGUUUUAUAAACAGCUUAUUAGAAUAUGAAGACCAUUUAUUGAUGAAUUAGUCUGCAUCAUAAAUUUAGCAAAUUAGAUGGUGUGCAAUUAGAAUUGCUUGGAAGUUUAUCUAAACAAUGACAGGGAUGAUGAGAAGGAAUGUGUUUCAGUGACGUUUAUCCUAGUGCUGAUGUGUAGGGCUAAUAUCUGGUGUACUUGCAUGUGGUACACUUCUGAUGAGUGAUUGCAGCCAUUUUAUAUUGAGACAUUUUAAAAAAUAUUGAGUGAUUGAACCACAGACAAGAAGCAAAAAAAAUAGGGGUCAUAGGUUAGAGGGAAUUGACUUUGUGAUGCAGACAUCCAACAGACUGGAAAGUAUGAGAAAACAGGAUUGUUAUGCAUGGGUCAUUUUAUGUCUAGACUUUGUGGUGGUGUUGCCUAGUUGAUCAGUUCAGCUUGAGCAAAAUAUUACAGCUCUAUCUUUUUGUUGGGCUGGAAAUGUUUGAAAUAAGAAAGAGACUGUAAUUAAAUUUACAUUCGAUUCAUAGUAACUUUAUUGUAGAAAAAUAUGGUCAGGCAACAGUUGUGGCUUUUCCAGUUUUGUCGGCGCAUUGUAGCCAAAAGAUGACAAAAUAUUCCUGGUUACUUGUGAUAUUAAAUAGAAUGUCAUUGUGUUGCUCUGUUAGUUUUCGGUUUUGUAUAUUCCACGUCAAACCACUGAAGGUCGUCUGCUCUUGAUUGGCCACAUUGGAAGUGGUAGCAGCUGCUCAUGUAAUUAAAUGUGGUAGCAAGUGAAUCCUACCUUCAUCAUCCGAUAGAUUGCUUACACAAUUUCGCUGACUGCAGAAUUUGAGCCAUUUUACCAGAGCUUUGAGUACCUUGACAACCAUCUUAAUAUCUGCAAGCACACCUCUAAAUGCUGAGCAGAGUUAACUACUCAAACUCAUGUGUUUCACAGAAACAGGCUCUCAGGACUUCAGGACUAUAUUCACCAUCCCAAAUGCUGCUCUGUGUUAACAGCAGCUGGUAAUAAUAUUGCAGAAAUUAACUUUUCAAAUGAUAAGAAACUGAAGCGGUGUAGGACAUCUUGAACAGAUGUGCAUCUGGAUGGGGAACAAUGUAGGUUUGAACAAGGAUGCAAAGAAUGUUCCCAUUUUAGCCUUGAAUGAUUUAGGUCUUCAUUUGGUGAUCAGUCUGCAGGCUGAUACAAUGCAUAUUUGUAAAAAAAAAACCCAAAAAGCCAGUUGUCUAAUGUUAAAAAUCUGUGUGAUUGACCCUGACAGUCUUGUGAUAGCUUGUCCCCCUUUAAUUUGCCCACUUCCCCGUGUAUGCAUGCCAUUGUGUGAACAUAUUCUGUUGAAGCUGAUCUGUGGAUUAUCAUGUUCUGGGAAAUAAAUAUUUUUAGAUUCUAAA
Molecule: messenger RNA, 8086 nt
Organism: Pomacea canaliculata
Lineage: Eukaryota; Metazoa; Mollusca; Gastropoda; Architaenioglossa; Ampullariidae
Product: ras-related protein R-Ras2-like
Exons: 6
Coding region: 70-669 (199 amino acids)
Biological process (GO): signal transduction
Cellular component (GO): plasma membrane
Molecular function (GO): GTP binding; GDP binding; GTPase activity
Source: RefSeq, a predicted model, not a curated record